AGCUCCAAUCCAGGUCAUGAACCCAGCUGUGACCUGAAUUCAUUGUUCAUGGGUUCUUCACUCUUAAUCAACUCAAAACACUCUCCAAAUUCAAUCUCCAUAUACUUCCAGCUAUUCUACAGCAAAUCAACCAAAACCGAACACGAUUUCAUAACACAUUCAAAGAAAACACGAUCUAAAUUACAGAAUGCGUUUCAAUCAAAAGAAAGAAGCCAUUUUCCGCGUCUGCUCUGUUUUCUUCUCCCUGCUGCUGCCGAACAUCACUAGCAUUCCAGCGUCCCCAUCUGCAAAAAUUGAGAAGCCGCCGGAUCUGCUCUGCUUCCUUCCCCUUUGCCGCCGGCUGCUACUGGUUUCCCUGUGGCCCCGUGAAAGUCCUGCAAUUUUCCCGCCGGCUCCUCCCUUUACCGCCAGCUCCAGCUUUGCUUGUUGAGCAUUUCUGGUCCUUGUUUGCCCUGUGGUCUUAGCACUUGGAUUAGGCCUUCUGUUCUGCGUGACUAAGGUAGUGAGACCCAACGCGUGGGAAGCCCGGGGGAGUGACGAGCUAGACGGCUAGGCAUUUUUGGAGUUAGUUCUGUAGCUAGGCCGUUAGUCACCCAUGCUGACUUAGGAAUUUUGUGUACAGAACUUAUGUAGUUGUAGUAAGGAUUGUAUAAAUAAAUUAUAACUCCUUGU
Molecule: messenger RNA, 672 nt
Organism: Rubroshorea leprosula
Lineage: Eukaryota; Viridiplantae; Streptophyta; Magnoliopsida; Malvales; Dipterocarpaceae
Source: the annotation of a GenBank genome assembly